Messenger RNA from Cylas formicarius (sweet potato weevil), 2925 nucleotides. RefSeq lists its product as uncharacterized. NCBI's taxonomy places the organism in Eukaryota, Metazoa, Arthropoda, Insecta, Coleoptera, Brentidae. The record is from RefSeq and is a predicted model, not a curated record. The coding region runs from base 135 to 1940 and encodes 601 amino acids. Gene Ontology annotation, molecular function: zinc ion binding; nucleic acid binding. The transcript is spliced from 2 exons.
UUGCAUUUUCUCUUUGGUGUUGCCGCAAAGCAAAAGACAUCUUUUGUGUGGAUUCCAAGUACAUCAAAUUAAAAUUAGUAAGUUUUUUUACUAUUUAAAGGUUUUCGAAGCUGCGUAUCAUUCCGCGAACAGUUAUGAGAAGAAUUUCGCCAAUGCGAGGCGGUAGACGGUUUGGGUCUCCUAGACGAAGAUCCCGCCAUCGUUCGGUUAGCCCGAUCGCCAUGCCUAUUCCUCCCGGUUUAGAUGACCUUAGCAUUCUCCCAAAAUGGAGUCACCAGAGGCCACCGGAAAGACAGCGUCCAAGAAGCCGUUCCCGAGAGAAAAUGCCUCGACCUAGGGAUCGAUCCAGGGAAAGGCAGAGAGAUAUAGAUAGGAAGGAUAAGCACCAGAGUGGAAAGCAUUUACGAGAUCGUAAUCGUGAACAUCCCCAUUUUCAAGAUAAUUUUCGCCCUUUUAAAGAAGAAAUUCCGGGUGUGGAUAUGGAGGAGUCUUAUUUAGAUGGUCAACCUAUUAAUUUUCAUUCGAACUUCAAUGGGCCGGUUUCACUUUUGCAUGAUGUACAAGGUUCAGGGCCUAGUGGAAUCCCGAAUCGUCGUGGUAGAAGUCCUCGACGAAGUCCUAUUCGACAUCGUCCUAGGAGAAGCCCAAAUCGAGGUCGCCCAAGUCCUGUCCGGACCAGUCCCAAUGCUUUAUUGCAACCAACUGAGAAAAAUGAGAAUGUUGAUAGAAUUGACCGACUUGAGAAGCUAGUGGAAAAACUUGUGCAAGGAAAUGUGACCUCAAAUAACCCAAGCUUGAUGGAUUCUGGAACAUCAAGGAAUGAGAAUGGUAUACCAGAGCUGAUUCCAAGCAAUACAAAAUUUACAACUUCAAUGUGGCUAAACAAUUUGCACCAAGAAUGCCUUGAUCGUAAUUAUAACGAAAAAUUAUGCAUUAAAUAUGUGCAAAAUAAAAUGACAGGUAUUAUGAAGGCAUGGUUUAAGACUGUAUCUACAUAUGAUUUUACUUGGCCCGAAUUGAAACUACUCAUUACAAAAACGUUUCCAGAUAACGUGGACUUUGCUCAAACGUUGAGGAUGUUGGUUCAGAGGGAAAAGUUUUCGGAGGAAACCAUAACCCAGUAUUUUUUCAGUAAAAUGUAUUUGUGCGAAGCAUGUAAAAUUACUGGAGAAAAUGCAGUUUCUUGCUUGAUUGAUGGUUUGCCGAACCCAUUCAUGAAACAAGAUAUGCAGGCCUACAACUUCUUGACACCUGAAAGUUUAUUUGCUGAAUUGUUGCUUAGAUUCCAUAAUAAUGAUAAAGUUGGCCCUUCAAAUAGGGAAGUUGAGACUUAUGAGGGAAGUUUGAGAGAUUUUCGCAAGGAAGAAGACAAUCGAGGGCAGCCCAGUUUUAAGAACGAGGGCGGCAGGUGUGCAACAUGCAAAAAAUUUGGUCACUUUACCGUUGAUUGCAGACACGCGCCCAUAUGCUACAAAUGUAAGAAGAAGGGACAUAUUGCUGCCAAAUGUGCGUUUGUCGGUCUUUUAAAUCAAAAAGAUUCUAAAAAUUGUGGUUAUUUAAUAAUUUGUGAAGUGAAUGGAUUGAAACUGCAAGGUCAAGUGGAUACUGGAUGUGCUGUUGUGACUGUGCAAAAAGGUGUUGCAAAGAAGCUAUGUUUGGCGAUUUCCCCUUCAUCAAACGUCCUCACUGGAUAUGGGGGUGGGAUCAUAAACGUAAUUGGAGAGGCGCGAGUUAUUCUUAAAGUGGACGGUACAGAAAAGCUGACUUCUGUUUUAAUUGUUCCUGACAAACAUCAGGAGUUUCCUUUCAUUAUUGGACGCGAUUAUUUGGAUCAAGAUGGAGUUGCAGUACUGAUUGAGGGCAAAAAACUGAAGGUUUUACACAAGGAUAAGCUUGAUCCUUCAAAACUGCAGUCAGCGAAUAUCAUCAUUGGUGAUUAACAAAGGUGACAUAAUUAUGUCAACCAAAUCACAUAUUGUGGCUGACAACCGCAGUAGAACACAUUUGGGAUCAUCAUGACCAUUUGCGACUUUUUUAAUUUUAUCAUAUGGUGUGACGCGACAUCCUAGAUUUUAUGAAACCGUUUUUUUUUUUGUGAGUUAUUUGGAAAAUAAAUUUUCGCAACAUAAAAUUAGUGCCAGCUUAUUUUUAUGCAUGAUCCAGCACGAAACAUUUACGCCAAUUUUUUUGGUUAGUUUUUCGAAUCCGACCAGUCAAACGGUAAGAUUUAUUUUAAUCCAUAUUUGUAUUAGCUACAUAAAAUUUGUUUAUUCACAAAUUGUUCAUAAUCACAAGAUUUAAAUUCUGUUUUUCUUAUCUUAUUCAAUUAGCUAAAUAAAACACGUGAUACUCAACUCAACAAUGAUUUCUUUAACAAGAAAUAUACCAAGUUAACAAAAGUUAUAUUGGAUGCCCAUGAUUUAAGCUAUUAAUAGAUCCAAAUACUGCAAGUCAUUUUAUAUUUAUUUAUUUAUCCACAAGUUCUAUUUUAUCAUCACCGAUAGUCAUAUUUCCACUUACCACCAGGUUUGUCAUAUAAGUGGUUACUGAGAAGUUGAUGUUUAAACCCCCCCAGAACACACUUCCUGGAGGGAGGUGUUGGUGUGCUAGUGCAGUUGUAUCGUCAUAGUUGCGUUUUUGUAUUAAUCUCGGACUAGUGUAUCGAAACUUCUUAAAAGAUUAGCCGUACAACUGAAUACAUUAUUGCAGGAUAUGGUAUCUCUAUGUUGAGGAUAUGUUCAUUGUCUGAAAUGGAACCAAUGAAUAGGCCUUUGUCAAUUACCUUAAUUCGUUACAUCCAUCUGUUACUCGUAUAAGUGUUUCUGUAGAUGCACACACCGGACAGUACUUAAAUUUUGAGGCCGACUAUUCUGGAGCAACCAAGCGGGGAAUAAUUAAAACCAUUUGCAAAAGAGCAUUGACGCA